AUGACCUACUGCCGCGGCCGCGACCUGUUCCUGGCGGUGGACCAGGAGCCCAGCGACUGCGCCUGCCUCGGCGUCAUGCUCCGGACGUGCCAGGCCCUGCGGCAGGUGCACCAAGCCGGCCUCGUCCACUGCGACCUCAAGCCGGACAACGUCCUGCUGGAGGUGGACGCGGACGGCGAGCCGCAGGAGGUCCACGUCGUCGACCUGGGCCUGGCGUGCCGCGUCGGCCACUCGUACCCGCGCGCGGCCCCCGUCACCGGCAAGCCCUACUUCUGCGCCUGCUUCUUCGACGGCUCGCCCGUCCAGGCCCGCUGCGACGUGGUCGGCUUGGCCGUCACCCUCGCCUUCUUCAGGAACGCCAUGUCCUGCGAGCACGGGGAGCUGGACGCGCUCCUGCAGAGGGCCUCCGACGCGCAGCACGAGAGGCGGCCGUCUCUGGAGGAGCUCAUUGCCCUCCUGCAGAGGCUCCUUCUGAAGGCCGGCGCUCAGCUCCCCUCCUGCUGUGAGGCGGCCGAAGCGCAGCAGCCCGCCGGGAGCAGCUUCAGUCCAGGUCGCUUCUGA
This is a messenger RNA of Penaeus monodon (black tiger shrimp), 561 nucleotides long. RefSeq names its product serine/threonine-protein kinase nak1-like. NCBI's taxonomy places the organism in Eukaryota, Metazoa, Arthropoda, Malacostraca, Decapoda, Penaeidae. Gene Ontology annotation, biological process: protein phosphorylation. Gene Ontology annotation, molecular function: protein kinase activity; ATP binding. The coding region runs from base 1 to 561 and encodes 186 amino acids. The transcript has a single exon. The record is from RefSeq and is a predicted model, not a curated record.